AUGGACUCUGACGCAGAGGCCUGCAACGCAGCCCGUUGCCUGCCAAGAAGAUGGAGUCUGUGCUCCUCCGCCUCGACAGCGACCGGCCGAAAGUUCACGCUCGCCAAUACAAGCAAAUGCGAAAGCGGCUGGAAUGCAUUUCUCCACUGGCUGCUUCAACUUUCCGUCAAACAAACAGCAGUAGAUCAUUCCAAAAAGAAAAACAUGUAUCUCUUUGGCAACGGAGGGGAGGGGAGGGCAGACAGAGAAACAAUGACGACAAACUCCACGCUAGUCGGUACAUCCCAUCUCCAGACCAAUGUGGUCCUCGAGCGGCCUGCAUCCGUGACAGACCGUGGUUACACAUUUGCCGGCACGCACGACUGGCGCUAA
Molecule: messenger RNA, 372 nt
Organism: Aspergillus niger
Lineage: Eukaryota; Fungi; Ascomycota; Eurotiomycetes; Eurotiales; Aspergillaceae
Exons: 3
Coding region: 1-372 (123 amino acids)
Source: RefSeq, a predicted model, not a curated record